This is a messenger RNA of Staurois parvus, 346 nucleotides long. The record is from the annotation of a GenBank genome assembly. Lineage: Eukaryota; Metazoa; Chordata; Amphibia; Anura; Ranidae.
AAUAAGUCCAUCCGUGAAAUUUCCUUGCUACUAAAUAUUCCACGGUCAACUGUUAGUGGUAUUGCAACAAAGUGGAAGCAACUGGGAACAACAGCAACUCAGCCACAAAAUCAUAGGCCAUGUAAAAUGACAGGGCGGGGUCAGCACAUGCUGAAGCACACAGUGCGCAGAAGUCACCAGCUGUCUGCAGAGUCAAAUGCUAAAGACCUCCAAACUUCAUGUUGCCUUCAAAGAGCUUCAUGGAAUAGGUUUCCAUGGCCAAGGAGCUGCAUCUAAGCCUUACAUUGCCAAGUGCAAUGGAAAUGUAGGAUGCAGUGGUAUAAAGCACGCCGCCACUGGACUCUAG